Messenger RNA from Orcinus orca (killer whale), 3126 nucleotides. RefSeq names its product distal-less homeobox 4 (gene DLX4). Gene Ontology annotation, biological process: cell differentiation; embryo development; negative regulation of transcription by RNA polymerase II. NCBI's taxonomy places the organism in Eukaryota, Metazoa, Chordata, Mammalia, Artiodactyla, Delphinidae. The record is from RefSeq and is a predicted model, not a curated record. The transcript has 3 exons. The coding region runs from base 224 to 928 and encodes 234 amino acids. Gene Ontology annotation, molecular function: DNA-binding transcription factor activity, RNA polymerase II-specific; RNA polymerase II cis-regulatory region sequence-specific DNA binding.
AAGCCAUGGGGGGCACCCCCCGGAACCCCUUUCCCAGGCGCGCGCUCUCCGCUGGAUGAGGCGCAGAGAGACACUUUCCCCGGGAUAAGUGUGGGGGAGGCUGAUUGGGGGCUCCAACGCCCGAGGCUCCAACGCCCGAGGCUCCGAAAAGAGAGAGUUGGCGGAGGGACCGGACUCCGUGCGGGGCCAUGGCCUAGGCCCUUCGGCCCCGGCCCCGGCCGCAAUGACCUCUUUGCCCUGCCCGCUCCCUGGCCCGGACGCCUCCAAAGCCGUCUUCCCGGACAUCGCCCCCGUCCCAUCGGUAGUGGCUGCCUACCAGCUUGGCCUGUCCCCCGCAACCGCAGCCGCCUCCGAUUUGCCCUAUUCUGGGCCGUAUGGCCACGUCCUGCCCUAUCCCUACACUGGGCCGGCGACCCCCGGAGACUCCUACCUGCCCUGCCAGCUACCCACGGCGCCGUCUCAGCAGUCUCAUCAAGAGUGGGAGCCAGACUCGGAGAAGCCGCCGCUGUCCCCGGAGCCCUCGGAGCGGCGCCCGCAGGCCUCGACCAAGAAGCUCCGGAAGCCGAGGACCAUCUAUUCGAGUCUGCAGCUGCAGCACCUGAACCAGCGUUUCCAGCACACGCAGUACCUGGCUCUGCCCGAGAGGGCCCAGCUGGCCGCGCAGCUUGGCCUCACCCAGACACAGGUAAAGAUCUGGUUUCAGAACAAACGUUCCAAGUACAAGAAGCUCCUGAAGCAGAACUCUGGGGGACAGGAAGGGGACUUCCCUGGGAGGCCCCCCUCCCUGUCUCCCUGUUCCCCACCCCUUCCACCCCCCUGGGAUCUGCCCAAGGCAGGGGCCCUGCCCACCAGUGCCUAUGGCAACAACUUCGGAGCCUGGUAUCAGCAUCACUCCCCUGAUGUCCUGGCUCCACCUCAGAUGAUGUGAAUCUGGGGAAGUGCAGGUCAGGCUCCCAGCCCUCCUCUAGCGCCCAGGCAGGACCCAGCCCACCUGCACCCCUCCUGGGCCAGGAGGAAGCCAGACCCAGAUGGCUUUUCUCAGGAGGAGGAGGAGGUAGAGGAGAAAAAGGAUGGCGUGGAGUCCUUUCCUCCUUGCCUCAUAACCCAGACAGCCUUGGCCAUUGCCCCCCACCACCACCAAGGACUGGACACCUUCCCUCCAGCUGGUCAGAGGCUCUGGAGAGAGACUCAUUGGCUGGAGUUCAGACUUCCCAGGACCCCUAGCCUUGCCACUCGUCCUUGAAAGGACUGCAGUCCCACCACAGCCUGGGGUUCAACCAGCAACAAACACUGAGUGUUUUUUCCCUUUGUGUGCCUUGGGCCCUGCCCAACCCACGGGUGCGUAAAAGCAGGAGUGAAGUGGACACCCAGAGUCUCCAAGCUGACCACCAUCGAGACCCACCCACUGAUUUUUCCUGAUUUUCCCCCCAUAACUGAUACACCUACUCACCAUCCUAUGAUGUAGAUGGGGUGGAGUAGAGUUUUGUCCACCUACGGGUAAUUUUUACCCUCUUCCUAAAAAAGCCCCUUUUCCCCAUGUCUACCCACUAUGAGUAGAUAAUGGACCCAAUUACCCAUCUAGUUCAAUGAGUAUUUAUUAUUAAGAGUCUGAUUCCUAUUCCUAAUACCUAAACAAACCCACAUGCACACACUCUCUGGAAGCCAGCAGGGUAACACUUUGGGGAGAAUGGGGACAAGUGUAGGUAGAGAUGCCCCCAAAUAGGUGGGGUGAGCCCAGCAGUUUAGCUCCUCACAGCUGUCUCUGUCGAAUAGAACUGCUCGUAUUUAUAACCAGUCUGACUAGCAGCCCCCAGGCUCUUACCAGCCCCCGUAUAUAAGCAUCCAGAGAUUAAAGUCUGUACAGAAACCUGGGCCUUGGCUCUGAGGUACGUUCAUCUCAUGACUUCUGCUCAGCUUUCUCUUCUCUCCCACCUGACCCUUCCAGCACCGAACCAGAGGCACUGGAUCCUCCUCUACCACUAACUGGCUAUCCGGUUCUAGCUCUGGAAUGUUCUAGUAAUUUCCAUAUUUUCAGACACUCCAGUGUGAAACCAGAAGAUGCUAAUACAGGGAAUGAUCAAAGUCUGAGUGAUCCUCACAGCAAAUUCUCUCCUGGCCCAGUUCUGGAGGGAGCCAGGCACCUCACAGCCCCCUGUGCCCACCUUCAGCCCAGGGAGAGCCCCUGCUCACCUUGGGGGAGGCCACACCUACUGACCCAGUCCAGUCCUCCCCUGGGAGAAGUGAGCUCCUUGGGGUGGAAAGGCCCCAAUUCACCUAGUGGAAGGGGGAGCAGGAGGGAGAGGAGAAGGAGAACCCCAGAAGGGACUGGACUUCUCCAUCCAACGAACAUUUGUAGAGCCGCUGCUCUGUGUUAGAUCCUGGGGAUAUCAAGGUGACCUAGGCAGACCCUGUGGGCUAACAGAGGCCAGACAAUGACAAGCCAGUUGUGUGAAGUGGCAGGCUAAGGGAAGUGCAGAGGGCAGUGAGGGCAUAGUCAACGCACACGCACGCAUGCGCGCACACACGCACACACACGCACACACACGCGCGCAUGCGCGCACCUGGCACCCAGCAGCAGGGGGAUUGAGGACAGGGGCUGCAAAUAAUUCGGGGAAUCCAGCCCAGCCUGGCCCGAGGCCUUGGGGGAGGGGCCUCCAGUUCCAGACUAGAAGCUCCCAAGUCAAGCUUCCCUCUUACUACCUAAACCUGUCCCCAAGCAAACUGGAAAGCCCACCCGGGCACUUCUACCAACCCAGGCUGGCCACAGAGAAGCCCAAAUUGGAGUCUUAUGUAGGGGAGAGGGGUUAUGAGAGUCAGUGGGAGCCCCCCACCUCAAAAGGGCUGCAAUCAGCCCCUCCUAGGCCACCCCCAUUCCCCAAAAUAUACAUGGAGGGGUCUCCUGGGGGUGGCAAAUGGCACAGGGUGGGUCAAAGACAAGCUCUAGGAGCAGUGAGGAAUGAGGAUGCCAGGAAGAGAAACGCCUUCCUCUUCCUCCCCACCGAUGCCUUCUCCUGCCCCUCGCCACCCACCCCAUCUCCACCGGCUCUCUCGGUAGCCCCAGCCCCAGAUUCCUCCUCUGGGUCUUCUCUGAAGGCCACAGGUCCUCAAGGCAGCUGUUCCCUCCCA